Messenger RNA from Cyphomyrmex costatus, 2181 nucleotides. Its product is annotated as SET and MYND domain-containing protein 4. Gene Ontology annotation, cellular component: nucleus; cytoplasm. The record is from RefSeq and is a predicted model, not a curated record. The transcript has 7 exons. Gene Ontology annotation, molecular function: histone deacetylase binding. NCBI's taxonomy places the organism in Eukaryota, Metazoa, Arthropoda, Insecta, Hymenoptera, Formicidae. Bases 1 to 2040 code for a protein of 679 amino acids.
AUGUUGGGAAAUGAGCCAGAACCGGAAAUUGGUGGAUUUUUCCGUUCAAAUUUAUUGGCGGUGAGAAAAGCAAUUUACCAACAAGAUUUCAAGAAAUUUUCCGCUCUCAAAUCGGAUGCUGAGAGGGUGGCUUUUGUUUUAAGUUAUUCCGAAGCAUAUAAAUUGCCUUUGGAGGUGGAGAAGCCUACGGCUAAGGAUCGUGACAGUGCUAUUCGAUUGAAAGACAUAGGAAACAAAUUUUUUGGUCGCGGCGAAUUCACGAAGGCCUUGGAAACGUAUUCGAAUGCAGCUCUUUUAGCGCCAUCAACAGAAUUAAGUAUCAUUUUGGCGAAUCGCUCGGCCACAUUGUAUCACCUGGAGCGUCAUGAGUAUGCGUUGGAGGAUAUUGAGGAGGCCUCACUACUCGGUUACUCGAAGGAUCUUUUAUAUAAACUUGAAGAGCGACGAGCCAGAUGUUUAUUGGGUUUGAAAAGGCACGAUGAGGCGGUCGAGGCAUUUAGGCGGGCUCUCCAGGCUCUAGAUGACGCCAGGAUACCCUUGGAACGUAGGCAGAAGUUCGAGGCGGACAUCAGGAUGAUGCUCGUGGUGAUGGAUAAAGGCAAACGACUCAAUGAAGCCGCUACGAAGAAUCUUCUGCGAGUUCAUAGCAAGCAAAAGUCCAACGCGCGUUUGGAGGACAGACUUAUCCCCAAGAGAGACAGAAAUCCCGUAUAUCCUGCUUGUAGUAGAGCGGUAGAAAUUAAAGAUGAUAAAGGUGACAUAGGUAGACACGCCGUGGCGACCAGGAAGAUAACACCUGGCGAAAUCGUGAUCGUCGAACGACCGCAUUGUGCGUUUCUACUGGCAGAGACCAGGCUCGCACAUUGCCACCUGUGCUUCAUGAGGAUAUUCGUACCAACGCCGGCGGCUUGUUGCAACUGCGUCGCGUACUGCAGCCGCCGCUGCAGAGAUGCGGAUGCUCCAGUGCACUCGAAGGAGUGCAAAUUGUUACCGGCCCUAUGGUACUCGAAAGCCUCAGUCACGUGUUUCUUGGCCCUAAGAGCGAUCACGCAGAGACCUUUUGAAGAAGUUAUAAUGCUGCAGGAACAGUUUAAGAAUCCUGGAAAUGCGUUGAAAUUUUCUGCGGUGCAUCCAUAUCGAGGAGACGAUUACAUGGGUGCCUUCUACAACUUAGUUACUCACGAAGACAAGAGGUUGCCUGAGGAUAUUUUUCAUAGGGCCUACAUGACGACCUGGUUAUUCAGAUUAUUAAGAUCCAGCAACUACUUGCCGGAAAAUGUGAAAACGACUGAUUCAGCGAACAGUAAAUUGUCAGACGAGGAAUUGUUUAUCGCAGGAUUGCUAUUACACAACUUACAGUCAUUGCAAUUCAACACGCAUGAAAUUUCAGAACUGGUAAGACCAAAAGGACAGAAGACGCUUGCUAAAGCCAAAAGCGUGUUUAUAGGCGGUGGUGUUUAUCCUACGGUUGCAAUGCUGAAUCAUUCGUGCAAUCCUGGCGUAGUUCGGUAUUUCAUCGGCACUACCAUGAUUGUUCGCGCUAUUCGUACAAUCAACGUAGGUGAAGAGAUUUCUGAAAACUAUGGUCCUAUCUUCACAACCACACCCGAGAGUGAGCGAAAAAGAAAAUUAAGGAUGCAAUAUUGGUUUGAUUGUAAUUGCGAGGCGUGCUCGGGACAUUGGCCGCUUCUAGACGAAUUGGAUCCAACAGUGCUCAGAUUUAAAUGUGAGACCGGACCGUCCUGUGGUAACGUAUUAUUGGUCAAAAGUGACACGAAUGAGUUCAUGAUCGGAUGUGCGAAGUGUGGUAAGAGCACUAACAUCCUGAAAGGCUUGAAAGCUCUACAGGAUACGGACGAACUUUUCAGAGUCGCGUCGAUGAAUCUCGAAGAAGGACAAAACGAACACGCAUUGAAAGCAUAUCUGGAAAUUUUGAAACUACUGGACGAGACUCUAGUAUUGCCUAUCAAAGAUUAUCACACCUGCCAGCAGGGGAUUAGACUGUGUGCUCUUGCCUUAGGCAACACAGCUUAUAUCUAAAUCUCAUUUUAGAACUAAAAAAUUUAAUUUGCAUAGAAUCUUUCUAUUGCAAAAUAAAAAGGUGCAUUUUUCCGCAGUUAAGCGUAAUAAAUUCGAGUAAUCUUAAGUUACUGUUUUAACUCUUUCAUCAGAAUGUUUACA